This is a messenger RNA of Seminavis robusta, 1053 nucleotides long. NCBI's taxonomy places the organism in Eukaryota, Bacillariophyta, Bacillariophyceae, Naviculales, Naviculaceae. The record is from the annotation of a GenBank genome assembly.
AUGGUGGCGAAGCAGCAGCAGCCGCCGCGAAAGGCGACUGCGACGGAGCCUUACCGCGAUCACUCGCACCUUACGGACGACGACAAGGAUCUGAAGGAAUUGAUGAACAAGGCGGACCAAGAAGGUGUCAAAGGAACUGACCAAUCUUUCCCCGUCAAGCUCCACCAGCUCUUAUCUGGAAGUGAGGAAGAUGGAUUCGCUCAUAUCGUUUCUUGGCAGCCUCAUGGCCGCAGCUUCAUUGUGAAGAAGCACGCGGACUUUGUGGAAAAAGUUCUACCAUGCUGCUUCCGCCAGACUAGGUUUGCCUCCUUUCAGAGACAGCUGAACCUUUAUGGCUUUCGCAGAAUUACGCAAGGACGCGACAAGGGAGGCUAUUACCAUGAGCUCUUUCUUCGUGGCCGUGGUUUGUUGGCCCUCAAGAUGCAGCGCACCAAGGUCAAGGGAACCGGAGCUCGCAAGGCAGCGGCUCCUGAGACUGAACCCGACUUUUGGAGCAUGUCCUUCGUCUUUGACAAGAAGGCCGCUGCUGCCCCCAAGCCGCCUCCGCCUGCUGCUGCCUCUCCCGUAGCCACCAUGCCGGCAGCUGCUACGUCUCCUUCCUUUUCGCCGGCAUCCGUCCGUCAGAGCGUCAACUUCCCCAGGUUGGCCGCUGCCAAGCCCUCUCCUUCCACUUAUACUUCCACUUUUCCGACUUCCUUGGUCGGAUUGAACGCGGGUGGGCUCUCUACGUUAAGUCCAAACCAGCUUGCUGGUGGGCACUUGUUGCCAAGUGCUGCCUCUUUCUUGGGACAGGCUGCGACCACCUUGCCGGACUUGAAUUCUCAGCGAGAGGCCAACGAGACCCGCCGUGCCAUGAUCGAGCAAAUGAUUGCCAUGUCCUCGCGCCUUCAGAGCCUCCGUGAGACCAACCGAAACUCCUUUCUAGGAACCAGCGGCAAUUCGGCCUCGUUACAGAGCAAUGCGUUGCUCCGAGCCGGGUUGGGUCAGCCCCAAGGACCGCUCCACCUGAAUUCCUUCGGCAGGGCCUGCACAUGUGCCAUCCCAGCAUUCUGA